AUGGGCAAGGCGUGGCAUGCGACCAAGCAAUUUCCAUGGGAAAAUGCCCGGUAUGUCGGUGGAGUGGAAAACGUCAAAAUUAACAUCACGCUUCGUAUCUAUUCUCAGAAGUGGCAUGUCUAUGCCGGUCUAGCUAUCAUGAACCCCUAUGCCCGAGAGCAAAUCCGACAAUAUGCACAAUCGGUCACAGAACUAUUUAAGCUAAUGCUUGCCGGUGAUCACGCUCAGCUAACUGAACGCGUAAAAAAAGCUGGAGCCUUUGUUUUUAGUGGUCAUCAGUGGGCUGAAAUUCGUCUACAGGAUGAGCUUCUAGAUCGAUUUUCAUUGGGCACGAAAGCUGAAACUCCCCUUCCAAAUAACCAUUUGAGUCUCUUCGCCAUGGUGGAUUGCUGGUUUCAGCUUGGUAUCGUACCAUAUGACCACAUGAUUUGCUCUACUCCUCUCUUUCGUCUUUGGCUGGGAGUCACUGAGUAUUUAUUUCGAAAGCCCGCCCUGCUGGAUGAAGCACUGCGCACAGCGGUGGAUGAUAAUUCUUUUAGAUCAGAGGAUUUUGAGUUCACUUUCGCAGCUCGAACUUGGAGUGAAUGUGUCACCUUCGGCGCCUUCGAUCACUACCAGGACAGGUUUGAGAGUACACAAAAAUUUUUCGAAUCUAGGUUUGAAGACGCCACCCGAGUUGGAAAUGAUAUGAUCAAGUGUAUUUUGGCUGCCUCUGCAAAGUAG
This is a messenger RNA of Blumeria graminis f. sp. triticale, 723 nucleotides long. Lineage: Eukaryota; Fungi; Ascomycota; Leotiomycetes; Helotiales; Erysiphaceae. The record is from the annotation of a GenBank genome assembly.